CAAACAAAAAGGAACCUGAAUUCCUAAAUAGAGUCUGAGAGUUAGUCAAAAACAGAAACCCACAAAGAACCACCAUUUUUAGGACUAGAAAAAAGAAAAACAUACGCGUGCUCAUUAAGCCAAAUUCUUCUUCAAACCCUUUGUAGAUCUUCACACAGUCACACAGUGACCUUCUUCAGAUCUACACCCUCAGCUCCAUCUCACACAUUGCCUUAUUUUCUGGGUGUAACCAAAAAAAUUCAAGAAUUCAACAUUCCCAUUUUUAUUUUGCUAUUUACAACAACCCCCUUUUUUUUUCAGAUCUAUUAAAAAAGAUUAAUAAUAAUAUAUAGUUAUAGUAGUAGAUAGUACUAGACACGUUAACAAUGCAAUCGGGAAAUGCCACGUUAGUUCCGGAGAAAAUGCACGGCGGUGGUGGAGGAGAGGCGGUGGCACCACCGCCACAUCAGCAGCAGUGGUUUAUGGGUGAUGAGCGGGAUGGGUUUAUAUCAUGGUUAAGAGGUGAAUUUGCAGCAGCAAAUGCUAUAAUUGAUGCUUUGUGUCAUCAUUUAAGGUUAGUAGGUGAGCAGCCAGGUGAAUAUGAUGGUGUAAUUGGAUGUGUACAACAAAGGAGAGGGAAUUGGAGCACUGUGUUGCAUAUGCAGCAGUACUUUUCAGUAGCUGAAGUGAUCUAUGCAUUGCAUCAGGUUGAGUGGAGGAAGCAACAAAAAGGGGGUUUUAAUAAUAAGAGGAAUGGUGGGGGGUCUAGAGGAGGAGGAGGAGGGGGUUGGAGAAGUGAGGGUCAUAAUAUUUCUAUGGAUGCUAAUAGUAAAGAGUUUUAUAGUAAAUCAAACGGGGUCGAAAAGAUUGAUGAUAUAGAAAAAGAAAUAGAUGUGAAGCCAGGGGAGAAGAAAGAAUUGGUUGGAAAUCCAGAAGGAAAUAGCUCAACGAAGAGUUCAGUUUGCAUAGAAGCUGCUCACUCACAAAGUGAAACAGACAAAACUGAUCAUAAACGUGAUUCAAAGUCUGAUGGGUCUUGUAAUGUGGAGAAUGAAUCCCAAUCCAGCCAAUUACCAAACGAGAAGCAGAAUGUUACAGUUGUACCAAAAACUUUUGUUGCUACAGAGAUAUGCGAUGGGAAACCGGUUAAUGUUGUUGAUGGCAUGAAACUGUACGAGGAACUGCUAAGCAGUUCAGAAGUUUCAAAACUUGUUACUUUGGUAAAUGAUUUGAGAGCUUCUGGGAGAAGAGGACAGCUUUCUGGUUUACCAUUCAAGCACAUCUGGAUAUUAGAUUCUUCGCAGACAUUUAUAAUCUCAAAGAGACCGAUGAAGGGGCACGGAAGGGAGAUGAUCCAGUUGGGCUUACCCGUUGCAGAUGCACCCCCUGAAGAUGAAGCUGCCUUUGCAACAUUUAAAGAGCGGAAAAUGGAAGUAAUUCCUGGCUUGUUCCAAGAUGCUAUUGAACGAUUGAGUGCUAUGCAAGUUUUAACUGCAAAGCCAGAUGCUUGCACUAUUGACAUCUUCAAUGAGGGAGACCACUCACAACCUCAUAUGUGGCCUUAUUGGUACGGGCGGCCUGUAGCUAUGUUGUUCUUGACAGAAUGUGAAAUGACUUUCGGUAAGAUGAUUGGUGUGGACCAUCCUGGCGAUUAUCGAGGCUCUCUCAAACUUUCUUUUGCACCAGGAUCCGUACUUGCAAUGCAGGGAAGAUCAUCCGAUUUUGCUAGACAUGCUAUUCCAUCCAUCCGUAAGCAGCGUAUACUUGUGACCUUUACAAAGGUGCAGCCAAGAAGAUUCAAGUCUGGUGAUAGUCAGCGUUUCUCUUCAUCAGCAGGAGGUCCUGCCCCCCAGUGGGUCCCCCCUCUUAGCAGGUCACCAAAUCAUAUCCGUCAUCCUUUUGGGCCCAAGCAUUAUGGUUCCAUGCCAACAACCGGCGUAUUACCUGUUCCAGCUGUUCGUUCACAGUUAGCUCCUCCAAAUGGUAUCCAGCCAAUUUUUGUUCCCGCUGCGGUUGCACCACCUAUGGCUUUUCCUGCACCAGUUGCUCUUCCACCUGCCUCAGGUGGAUGGCCAGCACCCCCUCCUAGGCAUCCCGCACCACGACUUCCACUCCCUGGCACUGGCGUUUUCCUUCCUCCAGGCUCUGGAGCUUCAGCCACUGGCAACAAUCCUGCUGAAAAUCCAGCUUCCUCAGAAAAGGACAAUGCAGGUGCUUCUCUGAAAGAUAACAUGGAUAGUGAAGUACAAACACAAGAGUGCAACGGAAAGAUAGAUGAUAGUGGUGCAGAGAAAGCAGUGGCUGAUGAAGAACAACACUAACUGCUGAUUUCAGCAGCUCGUAAACCAGUUGAAGCAGUGCAGGAACCAGAACAGAAAAAGGGUGACUGUUUUGUCGGAGGGAAAGUUUUAGGUUAGAAACUGCAGUGAGUUUUGAAGCCAAAUGUAAAGAGCGGCCAUUCACACAUCCAGUAGAGCAAAGGAAGGGAGUUAUCUGUUCUCCAUGAUCCCCUUUGCUUGCUCUUCCUUUUUGUUGUCUUAUCAAACAUAAAUAUAUAUCUCUUAUAUUAAAUGAGGAACUUAGUUACAAAACUAUAUUAUAGCUCCACAGAAAAUUUUAACUCAUUGAAUAGAAGUAAUGAGGAUUUCUUUCUGUCAGCUGCUGCCCUGUUCUCCUAUAUGAAAUCAGCAAACUUGUAUGCUUAAAAUAUUUAUACUAAAAUGAACUUGGACAUUUUCUUUUA
Nicotiana attenuata is the source of this 2722-nucleotide messenger RNA. RefSeq lists its product as uncharacterized. Gene Ontology annotation, biological process: mRNA catabolic process. Gene Ontology annotation, molecular function: mRNA binding; demethylase activity. Bases 366 to 2300 code for a protein of 644 amino acids. The transcript is spliced from 9 exons. The record is from RefSeq and is a predicted model, not a curated record. NCBI's taxonomy places the organism in Eukaryota, Viridiplantae, Streptophyta, Magnoliopsida, Solanales, Solanaceae.